AUGGAUGAUGCCGCGGUCCUAAGGAAAAAGGGUUACAUCGUGGGUAUCAACCUUGGCAAGGGCUCCUACGCAAAAGUCAAAUCGGCCUACUCCGAGCGCCUCAAGUUCAAUGUGGCGGUCAAGAUCAUUGACCGCAAGAAAACGCCCUCCGACUUUGUGGAGAGAUUCCUUCCUCGGGAGAUGGACAUCCUGGCCACUGUCAAUCACCGCUCCAUCAUCAAGACCUACGAGAUCUUCGAGACCUCGGAUGGGCGGAUCUACAUUGUCAUGGAGCUCGGGGUCCAGGGCGACCUCCUUGAGUUCAUCAAGUGCCGGGGGGCCCUGCACGAGGAUGUGGCACGCAAGAUGUUCCGCCAGCUCUCCUCCGCCGUCAAGUACUGCCACGACCUGGACGUCGUCCACCGCGACCUCAAGUGCGAGAACCUUCUCCUCGACAAGGACUUCAACAUCAAGCUGUCCGACUUUGGCUUCUCCAAGCGCUGCCUGAGGGACUGUAGCGGGCGCAUCAUCCUCAGCAAGACCUUCUGCGGGUCGGCGGCGUACGCGGCCCCCGAGGUCCUGCAGGGCAUCCCCUACCAGCCCAAGGUCUACGACAUCUGGAGCCUGGGCGUGAUCCUCUACAUCAUGGUCUGCGGCUCCAUGCCCUACGACGACUCCGACAUCAAGAAGAUGCUGCGCAUCCAGAAGGAGCACCGUGUGGACUUCCCGCGCUCCAAGAACCUGACGGGGGAGUGCAAGGACCUCAUCUACCGCAUCCUGCAGCCAGACGUCAACCGGCGGCUGCACAUCGACGAGAUCCUCAGCCACUCGUGGCUGCAGCCCCCCAAGCCCAAAGCCAUGUCCUCCGCCUCCUUCAAGAAGGACGGCGAGGGCAAGUACCGGGCCGACUGCAAACUGGACACGCGGCCGGGCUCGUGCCCCGAGCACCGGCCCGAACACCGGCCCGACCACAAGCUGGGCGCCAAAACCCAGCACCGGCUGCACGUGGUGCCUGAGAACGAGGACAAAAUGGAGGACAGGCUGGCAGAGACCUCCAAGGCCAAAGAGCACCACGUCUCGGGAGCCGAGGUGGGGAAGGCAGGUGCCUAG
Molecule: messenger RNA, 1089 nt
Organism: Pipistrellus nathusii (Nathusius's pipistrelle)
Lineage: Eukaryota; Metazoa; Chordata; Mammalia; Chiroptera; Vespertilionidae
Source: the annotation of a GenBank genome assembly